Fusarium poae is the source of this 1113-nucleotide messenger RNA. RefSeq lists its product as uncharacterized. The record is from RefSeq and is a predicted model, not a curated record. Bases 1 to 1113 code for a protein of 370 amino acids. The transcript has a single exon. Lineage: Eukaryota; Fungi; Ascomycota; Sordariomycetes; Hypocreales; Nectriaceae.
AUGGAUUACACCAUCUCAACGCCUGAUAUAACUGUCGAUACUAUUCAGGAUUCCAUUCCAAGAGAACAGACGCCGAGAUCAACUGUUCCGUCUCUGGAAAGUAUAGCAGGGAGUACUCGCAUCAGUUUAUUAUCAACCACUGUACAAACGCCACCACCGAGUAGCAUCAGACCAAAUAAUGACGGAAAAGAGGCAGAACUCCUAGACUUUUCGAAUCUCGCGCUCAUAUGUCCAAUCAACAGCGACGACAUCAAAAACCGCUGGCUGAACUCGUAUGUGCCCUUGCCUGGCCAGACCGUCAAGGAGUACUCCCCCAGCAUAAUGAAUUUCGUCUACCGCAUCCUGAAAUCAUACGCAUCCAUGAUGGUUCGAGGUCGCGGAAUACCUCCUUUUAUACACUCGUCUCAAAUCACCACAGAGUUGAUCACCCCACCGCUUUCGACAUGUCUGAGUCUAGUCCGGAUAUGCGAAAAGUCUCUUCCAGGGAGUGAAGAAGUGGCUGUUGAUGUCAUACAACGGGAGAUGAAUAAGCUUUACGACAGGCACGCAACAUACGAUGACAUCAGUCUACUUGCGGCUUUCCAAGCACAUCUGAUUUACUCAAUGGUAUUGUUCUUCUAUCUUACCCCAGGAGGUCCGAAACCCUUUCUGCGACAAGCCGUCAUAAAUCUACAAGAGAUUGCCUGUGUCUGUUCACGUCGAGGACUGAUGUGUCUUUCAGAGCAACAAGGGAUUCGGCCAAAGUGGGAAGACUGGAUUGUAGCAGAAUCAAAACGACGGACGCUAUUCACAAUGUACUUUUUCGACAAUGUGCUCUCCGCUCAGGAUAGCUUUUCCAUAUAUCUGGGGAGUGAGCUAAAAGGUUUACCGGCACCGUCAAGCAAGUCGUUGUGGCAGUCUAGUGUCCGGCAUCAGUGGGAAAAGACCUACAAUAUUCACCUGACAGAUUGGGCUGAUAAUCUUUUUCGAAUCGAUGAACUAUGGCCUGUACCGGAUGACCUCGAUGAGGACGGAGUGAUUGAAAAGCGUAAGAGAGUUGACAGAUGGUUGGAAGGAGUGGAUGAAUAUGGAUCAAUGAUUUAUGCAGUGACGAGCUGCACUCACGGGGAAUAA